CCAAAAUAAGUCAUUUUGGACAAAAAAUGUUCAUUUUGGAAAAGAAUUAGUCAUUUGGGAUUGUUACUUAUAAAUAGUUCUAGAUUAAUUUUAAUUUGGGAAAUUUCAGGUGAUUUUUGACAUUUUUUUACUCAUCUUAGAAAGAUUUGUUAUUACUUUAAACAGAGACAAACUGUUUCCAUCACAUCUAAAUGACUGAAUGGCUCCAUUAGAGGCCAGAUUUGUAAUUAUUGACUUUUAAAAAAUGGGAAAAAGUUUCAAAAAUCUGCUGAAAUUAAUGAAUGCCAAAGAUAAGGUUGUAUUUUUUUUGGCUGUUUUGACGUGUUAAACUGCCAAAAUACGUCAAUUUUGACAAAAGUUUUACUCAUUUUGGAAUUUUUAAGUAGUUUUAGACGAGUUUUGUUUAAUUUUAGGUAACUUUUGACAAUUUUUUAAUUUUAAUUUAAAAUAGUUCCUAGCAGAUCUAAAUGACUAAAUGACUCCAUUAUAGGCUAAAAUUUAAACUAUUAAGUCUUAAAAAUGGAAAGAAGUUUCCAAUAUGAACUGAAUAAAACAGAAAAAAUGAGAAAUUAAACUGACUAAAAUGUGUCAAAACUACCGAAAUUAGACACAAAACUGAUUAAAAUGUGACAGAAAAUGACAAAUUGUGGCGCUAAAUCACAAUCUGGGACAUAAAUCAACCAAAACAGCAAAAAAUUAAUGCAAAACCACCAAAAUUAGACCCAGACUGACAAAAAUGUGUGAAAACCGCCAAAAUGAGGCAUUAAAUUGACUAAAAUGUGCAAAAAAGAGCAGUAUGUGACCUAAAAACGACCAAAAUUAGACACAGAAUGACUAAAAUGUGACGAAAAACUGUUGAAAUUAGAUACCAAAUGAUAAAAAAUAUGAUGUAAAACUAUCAAAAUGAGGCAUUUAACUGACAAAAAUGUGUAAAAACUAUUGAAAUGAGACCCCAAAUGACAAAAAUGUGACAUGGAACAAAAAAAACAGGCAUUAAACUGACUCAAAUGUACAAAAAAAAAAAAACGCAGAAUGUGACGUUAAAAUGACCAAAAUUAGACACAAGAUGACAAAAAUGUGGCAAAACUAAUGAAAUUAGUCGUCUCUAAUGUAAAUGUUGGUGAGUUUUAGCUCUAACAUUAGGUUAAAACUGAAACUAAAGAUGUUUAUUGAUGAAUUCUAUUGAGGAGACAGAAGUGAACAGAAAGUCUUCAGGCGUCACUCAGUUCUGUUUUUUUUCUUUAAAUGCUGAUAAUUAGAAUUCAACAGGUUGAACAACUUGUUUUUAAUCAGAAGACAGACGUUUGAGGUUUAAAGAUGUGUUGUGUGUUACUGUGUGUUACUGUGUGUUACUGUGUGUUACUGUGUGUUACUGUGUGUUACUGUGUGUGUCGCCUUGAGGCCUGACGGGCUGAAACAUGCCGGAGCCGGUUUGUUGAAGGCGGCUGAUCCUGAGGUUUGUUUGAGCAGCAGAGAUGCAGCGGUAACGCCCUGCUGCUGCUGAUGUUCAGACUCCUGCUGCUUGUUUUUCUGUUUCCGACGCGUCAUUAACAGAUUAAACGUCCGUCGCACAACGUCGACGCAAACAGCUUUGAGCCCGUGGACGCACAACAGGUGUCGGGAGGUGACGACAGGAAGUUCAGAAGUCUCAUUUUCCACCAAAACGGACAUAAAAUUACAAAAAUGUGACUUAAAACAACCAAAAUGAGACAUAAAACUACAAAAAUGUGUUGAAAACCACCAAAAUAAGACAUAAAACUGUAAAAAUGUGACUUACAAAAAUGAGAUAUGAAAGUACAAAAACAUGUUGAAAACCUCUAAAAUGAGACAUAAAACUGUAAAAAUGUGAAUUUUAACCACUGAAAUGAGAAAUUAACCCAUGAAAUGUGAAGGAAAACGGCCAAAAUGAGACAUAAGACUGAAUAUGUGACAGGAAAACCAAAAAAUGAUACUGUAAAACUGUAAAAACAUCAUGUAAAAUCUCCAAAAUGACAAUGUAACCAGCAAAAUAUGAUGUAAAACCACUACAAUGAGACACAAAACUGUGAAAAUGUCAUGGAAAGCCAUUAUAAUGAGACACAACUAUGAAAAUAUGAUGCAAAAACAUCAAAAUGAGACAUAAAACCAUGAAAAUGUGGCAGGAAAACAAAAAGUGAGACAUAAAACUACAAAAAUGUGAUGCAAAACAAUAAAAAUGACACAGAAAAUGACUAAAAUCACAUGUAGAAUAACUUAUAAGAAGCAAAGUGACCAAAAAAAGACUCUACGUAACAAAAAUAAGAUGUUAAACAAUAAAAACGACAUUUAAAAUUUUAAAAAUCCCCAAAUAUUGAGGUUUGUUGUGAGAGGAAACCAGCAGGGCCUCGAUGGAACAACGUCAAAAUGACUAGAAAGAGACAAAAAACGGACUGAAACAUGACAGAGCUAUUUCAAAGAGAUGCAAAAUGACUGCCAAGAGACACAAACAACUAAAAGGAAACAAAAAACAACCACAAAUAGACACAUAAUGACCACAAAGAGACACAAAACCACCACAAAGAGACACAAAACAACCACAAAGAGACACACAACAACCACAAAGAGACAUAAAACAGCACAAAGAGACACAAAACAACACAAAGAGACACAAAACACCACAAACAGACAAACACUGCAUUAUCCUCCAGUCAGACUUCAGGUCUUCAGCAGCUGCAGAGAAACUCGGACUGAAGAUGGAAGAAAAACAGCAGCUUGUUGGAGCAGAGACGCUGUUAUGGAUGUGGCCAGCUGUGUGUGUGUGUGUGUUACUGUGUGUGUGUGUGUGUGUGUGUGUGUGUGUGUGUGUGUAGAAGUGUGUAGAAGUGUGUAGAUGUGUUGUCCCACUUUGUCUCUAACACACUAGUUUCUGUCAGACUGAAAAUAUGUGGACUGUGUGUGUUAGCAGGCGUUGUGUGUAGAUGUGUGUGUGCCCCAGCUGUUGUGUGUGUGUGUGUGUGUGUGUGUGUGUGUGUGUGUGUGUGUGUGUGUGUGUGUGUGUGUGUGUGUGUGUGUGUGUGUGUGUGUGGUGGAUGAAUGUGUCGCUUGUUGAGCAGAGAGACAACUGCUGGAGGAGGAGGCUGGACUCCUGCAGAGAAGGAUGGAGAGGAGAAAGUAUUCAGCCGACAGAAAGCCUCUUAGACGAAGAAAACAUCAGAAGGAAAGAAAUAGAGGAAGAAACACACCUAGAGACACGUCUACACAACCAAAGUGUGAGCAGUGGUUGCAGACACACACACAACAAACCCCGCCCCCUCCCGCCCCGAGACUCGAGCCGAUCGAUCGAUCGUUGCUUUCCGAUCAGGACGCCGUCAUGGAAAACUCCACAGAAGAGCUGCAGGAAGGGGGAGGAGCCAACACUGCCGUUAAAGAAGAGGAGGCGGAGCUGAUGGAGGAGAAAACGCACAAUAACCUCAAAGGAGCGCUGAACGGAGUGAUGGAGGCCGGCGGAGGAGAGAAGCUACAGAACGGAGACCGAGGAGGAGGAACGAUGGGAGCUGAAGGAGGAGGAGGAGGAGGAGACCUGUCCUCCAUCAAUGCCAUGAUGUCAGCAGUGAUGUCAGCGGCGGGGAGCAUCAACGGCGGAGGAGAAGCAGACGGAGGCAGCGGAGUCACUUCAGCCAACUCCUCAGCCGGACCGUCGCCAAGCCCGUCGCCCAGCAAGUCGAUCACAGCGGCCAUGAGAGCCCCGCCCAGCCGCAACGCUCGCCGCACCCAGGACACCAAAGACGACAGCUCGGCUUAUAUCUGUCCGCUGUGUGACAAGAACUGUCAGACACAACACCAGCUGACCAUGCACAUCCGACAGCACAACGCCGACACCGGAGCCACCGACCACUCCUGCAGCAUCUGUGGAAAGUGCCUGAGCUCAGCCUCAUCGCUCGACCGACACAUGCUGGUGCACAGCGGGGAGAGGCCCUACAAAUGCAACGUCUGCGGCCAGACCUUCACCACCAACGGCAACAUGCACAGACACAUGAAGAUCCAUGAGAAGGACCCUGCCAGCGGCCUGCUCCCCGUCAGCCCUCCGUCUCCCACCAAGCGCCGCCGCCCGUCAGUGAAGAGGAGGCCGGGCCCCGAGGAGGAGGCGGGGGAGGAGCCGCCCAGCAAGAAGGUGGUGGAGGACGCAGCGGGAGAGGAGGCGACGGCGGUCCGUGGGUCAGAGGAGGAGCUGUUGCCGUGUCCAAUCUGCUUCAAGACCUGCAGCUCCAGACUGGAUCUGGACGCUCACAUGGACUCACACCCAGACACAGCGCUCAGGUGUGACCUCUGUUGCCUCUCCUUCCGGACCCACCGUGGUUUGUUGCGUCACAACGCCGGCGUCCAUAAGCUCCUCCCCCAGGACCCGAGCGGCCGGCCCUUCAUCCAGAACAACCCCUCCAUCCCCACCGGCUUCAACGACCUGGCCUUCAUCGACUUCUCCUGCAGGAAGUUUGCUCACAUCGCUCAGGUGUGGUGUGAGACCAACCUCCGCCGCUGCAUCAGUAAGUUCCACCGCUUCGUGUGUGACGGCUGUGAUAAGGCCUUCCCCCUCCGCUCGGCCCUCGACCUCCACAAGAAAACCUCCCACCCCGACGAGCCGGCCGGCCAGGAGGACGGAGCUGCAGAGGACGGAGCUGCAGAGGACGGAGCUGCAGAGGACGGAGCUGCAGAGGACGGAGCUGCAGAGGACGGCCUGGAGGGUCCGGAGGAGGAGGAGGAGGAGGAGGAGGAGGAGGAGGAGGUUCCCUCAGAGCAGGAGAGCUUCAUGGAGCUCCUGGGCCUCCAGCACGUCUCCAAGGUGAAGUCUGGUCCCACAGAUGAUGAGGUCCAUCAGGCCCACCUAGACAGCAUCAAGGUGAUCCACGUGGAGCCUCCGUCCUCCAGCCUCCCCCAGGAGCCGGCGGCCGCCUACCUGUCCGGAGGUGUGGGUCUGACGCUGGGCGGCCUGGCGGCGCUGAGCAUCCCCCUGCUGGAGGCGUCCGGCUCGGCGCUGCAGGGUCUGAGCCAGAGAGACGCCCUGAGCCUGCUGUCGCUGCCCUUCCAGACCGGCUUCCUGCUGCAGCCCGACGGGGGCGCCGCCGCCGCCGGGUCGUCGGCCGCCAAACCCGGAGAGGCGGGCGGAGCUGGCCUGGUGGAGCUGGCCGACAUCCAGCAGAUCCUCAAAGUGGCCACGGCGGCGCCCAACCAAAUGGGACUUCCUCCUCUGGCCAAAGCGCCAGGAUUCACUGGAGGUCAAGGUCAGGUCCAGGGUCAGAAGGCGAUGCCUCCACUGAAGCCCAAACCUCCCAUCAGCCCUCGCUCCAGCCUCACGGCAACGACCCCCCCGCCCCUGCAGAGCUCCCAGCAGGCCUCUCUGGGCUGCAUCAGCCCCAGCCUGCCGCCCCCCACCCCCACGCUCUUCAAAACGCCCUCCUCAUCCUCCUCGUCCUCUUCAUCCGCCGGCAACGGAGGGCAGAUGGAUGCGGAGUGCAUGGGCGACGCCCACACGCCGCUGUCCGAUUCGCCGCCUGCCGCUACCACCGCCGUUCACGAGGAGGCGGGGCUUAGCGGCAGAAAACCAGGAACCAAAGCGGGGAACAACGCCGGCUCGGCUAAAGGCUCGUUCCCAUGUCGUUUCUGCGACCAGGUGUUCGCUUUCUCCGGCGUCCUGCAGGCUCACAUGCGCUUCCACCUCGGCAUCCUGCCCCACCAGUGCAACAUCUGUGACUACGUGGCUCCGGACAAAGCCACGCUGAUCCGACACCUGCGGACACACAGCGGUGAGCGGCCGUACGUCUGCCGUGUCUGCCAUUACCCGUUCACCGUCAAGGCCAACUGCGAGCGCCACCUCAGGAAGAAGCACGCCAAGACCUCCAGGAAGGACAUCGAGAAGAACAUCAAGUACGUCACCUCCACCACCACCGCCAACAUCGCGGCGGCCAUCACCGCGGCGACCACCACCGCCACCCAGGACACAGAGACGGGCUACACUGGAGCCGAGACGACCUGCCGGUUCUGCGGCGAGGACCUGAAGAGCUACCGGGCGCUGCAGAUCCACCUGCGGACGCACAACGGCUGCCAGAGGAAGCCGUUCGAGUGUCGUCGCUGCGGCGCCGCCUUCCUGGCCAAACGGAACUGCAUCCACCACCUGCUGAAGCAGCACCCUGAGGUGCAGGAGAGGGAGAUCGAGGAGCACAUCGCCACACUCCAGCCCGCCGCUACAGUCGCUGCCGCUCGCGCCGCUCCGGGAACUCCGAUGGCGCUGAACGGCAUCAGCCAGCCUCCCGUCCCGGCGCUCCAAGCCGUGAAGGUGGAGGCCAACGUGGUGUUUCCUGCAGAACUGGACCAGCCGCUGGACUUCUCGGCUAAAGGCCGCGGAGCCGGCGGCCUCGCAGGGUCUCCUGGGGUCAAACUGGAGAGCGUCUCGCCGAGCUUCGACUGCUCCGAUCAGCCCAUCGAUCUGUCCAUUCCCAGCAAGAGGCAGCGGCGGGAGGCGAUGGGCGAGAGGAAGGAGAUCAAGACGGAGCACGGCGGUGGCAGCAUCAUCGAGCAGCAGAACGUCCUGUCCAAGGACGAGAAGACGGCCGGCGCCCUGCCUCCCCUCCAUCCUCACCCCCAGCUCGGCUGCUACCAGCUGCCUCCGGGGUCCACGCCUCCCCCCGCCUCCCUCCCCGCCGCUGCUCGAGCUCAGCGCCUCAAACCGCUGCUGCCCAAACCCGCCUCGUCCCCCUCUGCCGCCCUCAAAGAGCUGCCUCCUCUGGCCUCCAUCGCUCAGAUCAUCCACUCCGUCUCCGGAGCUCCAGACCUGCUGAAGCGAGAGGCCACCUCGCUGGAGGCCAAACCCCAGACGGGGGCUUCUUCUCAGGCCGAUCCAGCUGCAGACGCCCCCGGACCGUCAGCCGGUCUGGAGCCGCAGAGCGACGACGUGUCUGAAGGAUCCUCCAGGAGGAGGUCCAGGAAGAAGCCGGCUGCUCUCGCUCUAAAGGAGAAGGUUGUGAGCAGCAGCGGCAUCGACUUGGAGUCCAGCGGGGAGUUCGCCAGCGUGGAGAAGAUGUUGGCAACGACCGACGCCAACAAGUUCAGCACCUACCUGCAGACUGGAGCCGCUGAACUCGGAGCAAAGAGAGAUGGAGACGGAGGAGGAGGAGGAGGAGGGGAGGAGAAAGAGGGAGGAGUCAGGGAGGAGGUGAAGCCGACGGCGGCGGCAGCGAUGGCGGCGGUGAUGGCGGUUCCUCAGUCCAAAGGCAAGAAGAACGCCUACUCUAACUCUGUCCAGAAGAUGACCUGUCCCUUCUGUCCACGAGUUUUCCCCUGGGCCAGUUCACUGCAGAGACACAUGCUGACUCACACAGGUCAGAAGCCAUUUCCGUGUCCGCGCUGCGACGCCUUCUUCUCCACCAAAUCUAACUGUGAGCGCCACCUGCUGAGGAAACACGGCGUCACCCACAGGACGCUGCGACGCAAUGGGGCCAUCGGGAAGAAGGACGGAGACGAAGGUUCCCAGGAGAGCGCUGGAAGCCAGUCGGAGACGGAGCAGGUCGCACCAGAAGCACAAGACCUCAGCAGCAUCGCCACAGCGGCAGACUCAGGCCCCGCCCCCGCCGCAGAUAGCCCCGCCCCCAGUGAAAGCACACAGCCAAGCCCCGCCCACAAACCAAGCCAAGGUUGCAGUCCAGCUGCUGGAGCUGGAGAGCAGCAGGAGGCAGAAUCCACCAAACAGCCAGACCAGCAGGAGGCGCCAGAGACCAGCACAGCGCCGGGAAAACAGCCUCCACAGAGCUGCAAGGUGGAGAGCACAGACGACGACGACUGCAACAGCAACAAGAGUCUGGACCUAAACUUCGGCAAGAAGCUCAUUGACUUCAAGCUCUCCACGUCCUCCUCAGGCUCCGCUCAGGAAGAACCGCCCUGCCAGCCCUCCCCCUCAUCUGCACCCUCUACCUCGGCUCCUCAACCCGCCACCGAGAGCCCAGAGGAGGAGAAGGAGAAGGAGAAGGAGAAGCCGGCCGCCUCCUCCUCCGGCAGCCCCGCCACCAAGCAGCAGCCAGAGUACAAACACGUCUGUCGGGUUUGUAAGAAGAGCUUCCGAUACGCCACCACGCUCGCUCGCCACGAGAGGGCGCACCUCUCUGAGGAGACGCCGACUCCACUGCCGGCCGAGGACGCCUCGCCGGUGGAGAGCAAACCUGCUGAGGAGGACAAAGAGGAAAAGGAGGUGGAGAUGGAGGCGGAGGAGGGAAGAGUGAAGGGAGGCGAGAGCGACGGGGGAGACAGCGGCGACUCGGAGGAGGAGGAGAAGGAGGAGAGGAGCAACGAGGAGACGUCAGAACCAAAGAGUCUGGAGGGAGGAGAGGCAUCCGGAGGACGAGUGGACAAGAGGAAGAAGAUCUGCAAAGUCUGCGGGAAACGAUUCUGGUCACUGCAGGACCUGACCAGGCACAUGAGGUCACACACAGGUGAGCGGCCUUAUCGGUGUCAAACCUGUGAGAGGACCUUCACCCUGAAGCACAGCCUGGUCCGCCACCAAAGGAUCCACCUGAAGCCCCGCGGAGCCGACGGAUCCUCCGCCACUAACGACGACGCCAGCGAGGACGGAGAUUCCUGCACCCCGACCCCGACCUCCACCUGCCCGCCCUCGGAGAACGAGAGCGAGUCUGGGAGCACCGCGACCGGGGCGAAGGACCUGGAGGAGGAGGACGUGAAGGAGGAGGAGGAGGAGGAGGAGGAGGAAGAAAGCGCCGUGAUCCGAGCAGAGAUCGGAGCAGAUUCAGGUCCUCCAGCCGCCGUUGCUCCUGAAGACGUAGAGGACAAAUCCGGACUCGACUGGACACGGCAACCGUCCGUUGACUCGACUCCCGGCCACCAAGCUAUUGACACAAAGACAACUACUAGCACCGACUCCUUAGCCAGCGACCUGAAAGCGACGCCCGACUCAAACACCUCCAAAGAUCCCUCUUCCUCCAGCUCUCCGCCGGGGGAAGCCGCCGCUGCUGCCCCCGCAGAGGGCUUCAUCCAGGGGCUGCUGGAGAUCCACACCAAGCCCCCUCUGGAGCACAUCUUGCCCAAUGGAGAGCCUCCUCUGGUGGGGGUGGACUGAGGGUGAACUCCCUACCAACAUCACCGCAGUGCCAUACGACGGAAAGACGCUACACCAUAGAUGAUGAUGACGAUGCAAAAACCAGCCCGGAAAAUUUUUGAUAGAAAGACCUCAUUUUCUUGAAGUGCCUUACUACUAGUCCUUCUUCUAAAAGAUGUUUUUUGCUAUAUCUUUAUCUGCAUUAUUACGGAGGAUGGAUCUAAUUUUUAUAGCUUUUUAUGAUGACAAUGAUUUACAUUACUAUUUUUCGUGUGGGGAAUCUAUAUUUCAGCAAUAAAAAGAAUAAAGUUACGAUUAAUUAUUGUUCUAGAUUUUGUUUGAGAAUCGAUGAUCAACCUCCGAGACGCCGAGAGACAAAGACUAAAGAGGACGUCUGCGUUUGUUCUUCUUUAUUUAAACCACCGCUGGGCACACGACACAUGAAACAACAUAGAACUGUAACAUUUGAACCAACUUUGGAUUAAAAAAGCAAACUAGUUGAGGUCGGGAACUAGAUUAUUUUUUUGUUUUUUCGGUCUGCCAGCUGCGUUAAAAUCACCAGCUGUUUCUGAUAUUUUUCGGAUAGAAUUGGAGGCGCCGGCUGCCAAAGUCGAGCCCAGUUUCACCAGCGGGUCGCAGCUGCCGGUUUCACCGAGGAAACUUUUUGUAACUGGAAAACGCAGAGAGGCCGCCGCCACCGCCUCGUCGUCCUUUCGGCUCGCAGCAAUCCACGUCUCUCGGCCGGUUCGGCAAACACACAAAAACAUUCAUGAACUUUGCCUAAGUCGGACGUCUGUGUGAAGAACUCUUGAAAGGGCAGAAAAUAGUGUUUGUGUUCUCCAUGUUCUGUUUUUUCUGUUUUUUAAACCCAUCACACUAUUGAUCCCUUCAUCCCUCAGAAGCCACCCUACGAGUUGUUUUGUGUGUUAAUAAUUUGUCUUUCAUAAUCAUUCUCAACUGAUUCCAUGUGUGUGUACAGAGAGUUGAACAUGUGGCACGUGAUAUGCUACUAUUUUGUUUUUCUGCAUGUGUGCGAUUAUCAGUGACAUUUAGGUGUAGGGAGGGGAAUUAUCUUUUGUGGAUUUUUUUUUUAAUAACUGAACAAAUCAAAAGUUUUUCGUUGUGUAUGUGUGUGGCUGCCGCCUGGCUCUCAUCAUCGCCCCCUAGUGUUCUUUUAGGGUUCAUCACAGGGCCUCCAGAGUGCUAACGUACGUCGCCGCUAAUGUCAGACCCAGGUUCAGUUUACCUCAACCUCUGCUUUUAACUGCAACCAGUAAAACAACAGACAAACAGCUCUGUAGACGACCCUUUAAAUCCUACGUCUUCCUGAACAGUGCUAGCAGGGCCAACGCUUUGCAAGCCUGGUUUCCACUGUGGGCCAAAUCAGAGCUAGCCAGGGCUAACUCAUAAAUGUAGCUUCAAACAGUUAUCGAGGGCUAACAAGUCAACUUGGCUUGCAGAAAAAUAGCCCAGACAGAGCUAAAGGAGGCUAACUCAGUAGCAGCAAACUGUAGUAGCCAAGUAGCCACGGCUAAGUAAUUACUAGCCUUAACCCACACAAGAAAAGCUCUUUAGCUUAGUCUUGACCACAGGUUACACUAAUUAGCUGUAACUAUUAGCCUGUGUUGAAUUAAAAGAUAUCAUCUCCAAUAUUUUACAUAACUUAGCAACAGAUAACUAACCAGACCAGACAAGUUAAUCAAACUACAGAUGUGUUAACUUGUGUUAAUUUCUCUGUUGUGGUCAGUUAGCUCUAGAUAGCUGCUUGUUUAUUGGGUUCUAAGAUGACAAAAAGGGUAGAAACUUAGCAAAGGAUAGUUUGGUUUGGCCAGGUAGCUAUAGCUAUCUUUAACCAUUAGCCUGAGCUUUGCGUGGUGGAAUAUAAAAUAUCAACAGAAGGAUAAAAACAAACUUUAUCUAGGGAUAACUGACCAGAUCAGAUAAGCUAGCCUGGCUAAAGUUGUGUUAGCUUGGUUGAUUUCUUUGGUAUGGUUCGCCGUAGCUAGCCUGAAUCAGUAGCCUGAUCUUUGGUUAGUGGGCCCUAAGAUAUUAACAAAUGGCUAAAAACACACAUUAGCUAGAGAUAACUGACCAACUCUGAGAAGCUCACCCAGCUAGAGUUGUGUUAGCUUGGUUAAUUUAUGUGGUAUGGUUAGUUAGCACUACCUAGCUUGAAUCAUUAGCCUGAACUGUGCUCAGUGAUUCCCAAGAUAUCCCCCAGAGGGUAAAACCACAUGCUAACUGGGCUUAAGUGGUCAGACAAGAUAACACACGGCCAUCUUGGUUAACCACAUAUCUCGUUAAAGUAGGCUAAGCUAGUCUCCUUACAGUAUUAUCAGAGUAUCUAGAGUUGGCCCUGGACCGCUUUAGUACCGUUUAUCCCGGUUUAGCCUCGUCUUCUCCUUUAUGAAAGUCUUUGAGGACUCAAUCCUCUUUUUUGUUCAGUCUGUCCAGACACAAACAGAACUAUUGAUUUCUGUUUGACAAGCUCCUCAGUUGAUUUUUUUUGGUAAACGAGGUGUUGAUUUAUCCUCACCGAGGUCAUUGGAUAGGAAUUUGGCAUUAGACAAUCAAAUGGAAAACGGACAGAAAUAAGCGAAUCCAUUCUCGGCUGUAAUAGUUUCCAUGAAAAGCUAGAUGACGGGGUGAGAGGGACAGAUGGAUGAAUGGAUGGAUAGAUGGGUUGGUUGCUUGGUUGCUUGGUUGGUUGGUUGGUUGGAGCGGGUGUGAGCUCAACACUAUGUAGUGUUCCUGAACUGUAUUUCCCUGCUGCACUCACAAACAAACACAAGUUAAAGGGCUAAUUCACUCCCGGCACCAACCGACCCGGAUGCUUCCACACCAGCGAGCGUGAUGAGGGCUUAUUGAUCGAGACAUCGUGACCAGAGGGAUGGGUAGUGUGUGUGCGUUUUCUUUUUUGAAUAUAGCUAAUUUUUCUUCUUGUACUUUUUUUUUUUUUUUUUUAGAUCAAGCAACCUCAUAAGCAAAUCGAACCUCAGCGGCUCAUAAUGGAACUGUAAGGCAGCGGCCGUCGGUCAUUUAGUCGGUCAAAAAGACGGAAAUAUUGAACAACCACAACUGCUCCGACCUGCUGGCUGCUGCCGUCAACUGGCACUAACAACUUCCAAAACUACUACUACUACUUCCACUAUUAGUACUACUACCAUCGCGACACAAUCAGAGAGAGAGAGAGAGAGUCAGUUUCUUUCAGUUUGCCUUCAAGUCAUCACUUAUAAAAUGAUAUCCGAAGCUACGAUAUGAAACUAAUGGAGGUUUAAAGCUCGAGAGGCGUACAGCAGAAAAGUCUCCUUGUAGCAGUAAAUUUAUCAGCUUCUCUAAUAUCAUGUGGUCCAAAUUGACCCUUAAAAUUUUCAAAAUAAAAGCCAAGGGUGUUCAAAUUUCUUCAUGGCUUUCAGAUUUCUUUCUUUCUGUUUUAGCAGCUAAUACCUUGUGCUAAACAGGGAACUGGAAAAGUUAUGGACAAACUGAAAAUCUGGCUUUUUUUUGUUACCGAAUAUUAGUACACUUGUGCAGUUGUAGUACCUCGCAAAGCACUCGGUGCUAGAUUGUCUGUCGGGACUAUUUGAAGCUAACAGCUUGCAAGCUAACAGCUAAUGUACUAGCUAGUAAGGAGCAUUUGGUGCCUUCAAAUGGAACCCGUGAUCUUGUGACACAAAAUGUUUUUAUUUUUAAACCAAAUACUUUAUGUUCCAGUGGUAAAAUCGGACUGAGGCUAACCAUUUAGCAAGCUAACAAGCAGAUGACGUAAAUAGAGAUGCACAGGCUUAAUAAAAAAUAAAACUGUUAGAAAUAUCAAAAUUUCCUCGCUCUUUAUGACUCUAAUUACAAUAUGUUAACUUAAAAGCCACUAAAAAUAAACUUUCAUGGCCUCCACUGUUUCUAAAAAUGCCUGCAAAUGCGGCACAACCGGAAGCUUUUGGAAAAUUUUCACUUGAGUUGUGAUAAGAGUGAAGCAUUUAUAUGGACUAGCUGUGUGAACGCGACGCCAUUUGCAGGCAGCAAGAGUCGCAAAAGCUUUCUGAACUAGCUAGCUAGCUAGUUGGCUCCUAUUCAUUACCUUGCGAUAAAAGUGAAAAAACAACACCUGUUUCAUAUUUUUCUAAAUAUUACGUUGGUGGUGAAGCUGUACACUGAAUACACUCAGAAAAUCUACUUUGUCUAGACAGUUUGUUGCUGCUCAGAAGCAUGAAUUAGCAUUUAAUUUUUCAAAAUGUAGGCGGGAAAUGCUCAUAUUUGUCAAGAUUUAACAGAAUUUUUCAAAACUUGUUCAGAUUUACUCGAAGUAUUGUGCGAAAAUUCGAUUUUACACGCCACCAUGGUGAACACAGCCCCAUUGAAAUUACAAAAGCGUUCUGAGCUAGCUUGUUAGCUGGCUAAUUUGCUGCCAUUCGUUAGCUUGUUUAAAAUGGGAUACAAGUUAAAGCGAGAAUUUUGUUUCAUAUUUGUACAAACGUUACGUUGAUAGUGAAACUACAUAGCCAACUCUAAAUCAGCGGCCUUGAAUUAGCAUGAGCAUUUUCAUUAAUUUAGGCGGGAAACACUCGUGUUUGUCAAGAUGUAACAGAAUUUAUGAAAAUUUGUGCUGAUUUGCACAAACGAUUUUGUGGAAAUUAGAUUUUAGUCUGUCGCACGGUGAGCACAACCCCAUUUGAAGGCAGUGGGAGUCGCAAAAGCGUUCCGAGCAGCUAGCUAGGUAGCUGGUUUGCAGCCAUUCGUUAGCUCAUUUAAAACGGGAUAAACAAGUUAACUUGAAACUCUUGUUUUAUACCUCUACCAACAUUAUCUUGGUGGUGACGCUACACAGCCAACUAAAAAACAGCGGCCUUGAAUUAGCAUGAUCAUUUUCAUCAGUGUAGGCGGAAAAUGCACGUUUGUCAAGAUAUAACAGAAUUUUUAGAAAAUUUUUGCAGAUUUAUGCAGACUACUCAGUGGAAAAUAAAUUUUACACUCCACCACGGAGAACAUGACCCCAUUUGAAGGCAGUGAGAGUCGUGAAAUUGUUCCGAGCUAGCUAACUAGCUAGCUAGUUUGGUAUUCGUUACAUGUGAUUCAUACCUACAUAAACAUGGUGACGCUAACACAGUAUCGGUGGCCUUGAGUUAGCAUUAGCAUUUUCAUUAAGUUAGGUGGGAACAGCUCAUGUUUGACAAAAUUCAUGUGGAUUUGUGCACAGAUCUUACGACUUUACACUCCUGUCCGCCCAUUUGCUGAAAGCAGGAAAAUUGGCAACACUUAAUCAGGCAGAUCUUCAGUAAAGUUAGUGCUAGCGCUACAGAACCACAACAUUAGUGGCGUUUCCCUUAAAUGACGCAGAAUGAAGUUAAAGUGUGUGAGUUUUUUUAGCUGUAGCUGUUGCAGGUCUGUAAAGAAGCCGCCGCCCCUCUCUCUCAGCUGUUUACGGUUUUGUCGGCUCUGUUAACCCUCUCCCUGGGAAUCCGUAUGACUGUGUGUUUGUUGUGUGCGCGGCCAUAUGAAUACUGGACUUCCAUUCGAAUGCACGUGGACUGUUUUUAAAUGUAUUUAUUUGGAGCCCAGCUGUGUGUGUGUUUGUGCGUUUGUUUAGUUUCUACAAUGACUUGAGAAGAAGCCAUGUAUUAAAAAUAUCACAUUUAUGCUGCAGAACUGUUUUGAGGAACUGAUGGUUUGUGUUGUGGACUACCCGGCUUGCCGUAGGCGCGGCGGCUCGGACUUAGCAAUAAGAAUCCCUCUGAAUCCAAAAAGCUUUAUGUAGAUCUCCUGUAUAUGAGUUGAACAGACUGUCCGGGUCUAUUGGUUCUGUUGUUGUUUAUUUUUAGUUUGGCUGAGAAAUGUUUGGGUUUUUUUGUCGUGUUUAUUAUUUUUUCCUCUAUGACAUAUAAAUGUGUAUAAAACUGUGAAAAUCCAUUGUGUUCAGUUAAAGGGUGAGUUUUAGGUUAGGUUUUUUUUUGCAUGUUAAUCUAAUUUGUUCAAUUAAGGAUGAUUUCUCCUUUUCUCCAUCACUUCUCGUGCUACAUAUAUAUAUAAAUAUAAAAGUAUAUAUAAUCUCGCUCUCAGGGUCUUUCACAAAUCCAUUAUUCGAAAUAUUUCAUGUUCUUAUUUCCUGAGUUGCAACUUGUCCUGAUUACUUUGUCUCUUUUUUUUUUUUUUUUUUUUAAUAAUUCAGAACUGUCAAUCACUACAUUUAGCACUUGACUGUGAACUCGUCGUCACCUAACAGGUUGGAUUUUGGUGUUUAAAAACCGGAGCACCGUCGACGUGUUUUGGUUCUCUUCCCGUCGUUCGGACGUUCGGUUUGAGGCCUUUUUUUUCUGCGGAAACACAAACGUUCAUGCUAAACCUCAAUCAGAAAGCAUUAAAGCCACAAUCAGCAGGACGUCCUGAGGUUGUGUCCGGCGUCGGCCCUCUCCUGCCCCCUGCUGUUAGCAACACGUGACGGUGUCUCACCAAGUCAAGAGAUGUAAACCUGUUCUGUAUUCAACCCAAUAAGAAAAAGCAAUAAAGAUUAUAUUAAGGAAAGGUGUGUGAAUCAAACGA
Molecule: messenger RNA, 15586 nt
Organism: Amphiprion ocellaris (clown anemonefish)
Lineage: Eukaryota; Metazoa; Chordata; Actinopteri; Pomacentridae
Gene: rreb1a
Product: ras responsive element binding protein 1a
Exons: 20
Coding region: 3116-9073 (1985 amino acids)
Biological process (GO): regulation of transcription by RNA polymerase II
Cellular component (GO): nucleus
Molecular function (GO): DNA-binding transcription activator activity, RNA polymerase II-specific; RNA polymerase II cis-regulatory region sequence-specific DNA binding
Source: RefSeq, a predicted model, not a curated record